Rasamsonia emersonii CBS 393.64 is the source of this 1851-nucleotide messenger RNA. RefSeq lists its product as uncharacterized. Gene Ontology annotation, biological process: regulation of DNA-templated transcription. The annotation marks the transcript as partial. Gene Ontology annotation, molecular function: protein binding; zinc ion binding; DNA-binding transcription factor activity, RNA polymerase II-specific. Lineage: Eukaryota; Fungi; Ascomycota; Eurotiomycetes; Eurotiales; Trichocomaceae. The record is from RefSeq and is a predicted model, not a curated record. The transcript is spliced from 4 exons.
AUGUAUGACUGGGGCGCGCCGGCUUCUGUCCCUUACCAUGGAGACGGCGCAAUCACACAUGCGUUAAGCAGCCGACGGUCAUCAGCUAAGCUGCUACCCACCGCGACCACUAGCAACCUGGCCCUGCUUGGUUGUUCCACAUGCUCACUGCGCCAUGUGUUGGCACAUGGGUCGGAGAUCUUGCUAUUGGUUCCAUCUAGGAUGACACUUCACACAUUUGCGGCUGAGCAUUCAGCGUGGUUGAUAAAAAAGGCAGGCUCAUCCCACUGCGAAACUGCGACUGCUAAUGAUCAACAGAUUCUAUCAAGAAGAUACUGGAAUACUACUUUCUCUUUUUGGAAAUUUUGCCGAAGCGCCAAGAAGAAGUGUGAACCAGUCGAUCGAGUGUGGCCAAGCCAGAAAUGUAGCAGGUGCAUCGAGAUGGAUUUACCUUGCUCAGAGAACCAGAGAGCUGGCGGCAGACGUGGGAGACCAACCACUAGCCCUAUGGUUGGAGUCUCUGGGUCUAUAUCAAAUAAAGCUGACUUUGAGGAGUUUCUCAACUUGUCCCUACGCGUUGAGUGGCUAAGGCAGCUUUCGCUAUUCAGUUGCUUUACUGAUUCUGUUCUUGGAAAAAUGGUCGAAUUCGACGAUUCAGCAGAGCAUGCAGAGUGUCUCGAAUCACUGGAAUAUCGAAUUCGCAAAGAGCGGCUGGAGAUUGACCGCGAUGUAGACAGACUUUCACGGCGAUUAGCAUCCACUGGCGACAAUUUUGCAGCACUAUCCACUUCGUCGCUUCUCCUUAGGCAUGGAAUCCUUUCCCAAAGGGAUGUAACAUACGUGGAUCCCGAUCGUAUUUCUUCUCGUGUUGAGCAGUCACUAGGACUUGGUGAUUUUGGAACAGCCUUAAUGAUGCAAGAAAGCAUUCUUCUUUGCCCAGAUUGUUCGAUAUGGAUUGAAACAUUUGAUAUCGUCGAGGAAGUGCAACGGUACUUUAAAAUCCAAAACGAUUUCAUACAUCGCCUGAGAAGUUCCUACAAGCCGGAUGCUCCACUCAUUCCUCCUGGACACUUCCUGUUGGCUUUAACAAAGAACUCUUGUUUUCUACAAACAGUUGUCGAUCUUCAGUCGCCACAGGAGAAAGAUCAUUUAGGACGAUCUCUGUUACAUGUUGCUCUGGACUAUAAUUGCGUGGAGGAAGUCCCGUGGUUGCUUGAUAGGAGCUAUUCUAUCAACGAGAGAGAUCGUUUGGGUCGUUCAGCCCUACAUCUUGCUUGUUUCAACGGAUCCACAGAUGUGGUGGAGACUCUGCUUAAGAAUGGAGCGGAUAUUACUGCCACAAAUGAAGGUUUGCAUCCUCUGCACUUUGCAGCUGCAAAUGGAUGCAUGUCUAUUGUGGAGCUGCUUCUUACCAAAUACGACAUUGAUCCAGACUCUGGAGAUUACUGUAAUCGGACUCCCCUCGAAUAUGCGGUCCAAAGUGGCUCUUGCGAAGUGGUCAACCUGUUACUCACAACAUACAACGUUGAUCCAAAUCCCGUGAAUCUCCUUGAUAGAACACCACUAUUAUAUGCGGCUAAAAAUGGCAAUAUGGCAUUAGUCAAAUCAUUGCUUGCAAGAAAUGUUGAUCCUGAUUCUAAGGAUGAUUGUGAUCGGACACCACUUUCAUAUGCAUCAGAGUAUGGGCAUACAACUAUAGUUGAGCUGUUGCUUAAUACCAACCAUGUUAAUCCUAAUUCAGGGGAUUAUCAUGGUCAGACGCUACUUUUACAUGCAGCAAUAGAUGGGCAUACAGCUGUAGCCAAGCUGUCGCCUGAUACCAACUGUAUUAAUCCAAACUGCAAGGAUCAUGUUGGUCGGACACCACUUUCA